Molecule: messenger RNA, 3495 nt
Organism: Pygocentrus nattereri (red-bellied piranha)
Lineage: Eukaryota; Metazoa; Chordata; Actinopteri; Characiformes; Serrasalmidae
Gene: ttll3
Product: tubulin tyrosine ligase-like family, member 3
Exons: 11
Coding region: 7-2448 (813 amino acids)
Biological process (GO): cilium movement; cilium assembly; protein polyglycylation
Cellular component (GO): cilium
Molecular function (GO): protein-glycine ligase activity, initiating
Source: RefSeq, a predicted model, not a curated record
AGAAAAAUGCAGCUCGUUUCUAUAGAAAAAAAGGUUGACGUGGACGUCAAGAGUGACCUUGAGCACUCAGACAUGCAGCACCACAUGCCAGGUAUCACAUUACAACACACAGCUUUAGAUAGAGAGGUUUGUUACCAAAUGGAAAAUAAUUGGGUGUGUGUGUGUGAGGCAGUACCUCCUGUGGAGGGCAGGGUACGCUGCAGCCGUGUAAGUCUUCCUGUGCUAAAACUGGACAGACUGAGAAUGGCCAAGGCUUUAGUGGACAAAGCUGUGAAGGAGAGGAAGGUAUUCUCCAUAGAGGGUCCAUACCCUGUUAUUCGUGCUGCUCUGAGGGCCAGAGGGUGGGUAGAGCGCCAACUUCCUCGCCGCCCCCUAGGGUGUUGUCACCAAGGAGACCAGGAAGCAGAGGGCACAGAAGAGACUGACAGUAGUGAUGAUGACGGUGCAGAUAGAGGACAGGAUGGAGACAGAGAAGAUGACACUGAUGAGAUGACUGAUCUCAUGUCUCGCCUGGUGCGCAACGAAACUACAUAUUUCUACUGGACAACCAGGAGGGACACAGUCGACUGUUUGUCAUUAAGAAAAGACCAGAUGACUAAUCAUUAUGCAAAAGCUGGAUCUUUCACUACCAAGGUGGGUCUGUGUAUGAGUUUGAGAAAUCUCCAGUGGUUUGACUCAACCGAUCCUGACACAUUCUUCCCACGCUGCUACAGGCUGGGGGCGGAGGAUGAAAAACAUGCUUUCACUGAGGAUUUUAGACGCACUGCAUGCACAAGCCUCUUGCGCUAUGUGGUGGAGAGAGCUGAAGGAGGGGAGGUGGACACAACAGGAGAGUUCUGUAAUGUUAAACACUCUCAGGGUAUGGAUAAGCAGCAUAAGCUACGAUCCAAUCAGAGGCUUGGAGCUAGGUUGAUUGACACUGCAUUGCAUGUGUGUCAGGAGUAUCUGAGCAGCCAAGAACACAAUGACAUAGACGUGGACUGUCCUUCUUCCCUCUCAGAACAGCAGUGGGAUGACUUUAUCCAGAAAUACUACCUUGUUAUUCAUGAUGGUGCGAUAAUCGAGGGGUGUAGCGAGUAUGCAGAGCGCUGUAGGUCCAUGUUAACCCGCAUGCAGAAAGUCUGUCCACAGCUGCAAACUGAUGGACUCAAUAACAUCUGGAUUAUCAAACCAGGUGCUCUGUCACGAGGCAGAGGUAUUGUAUGUAUGAACAGGUUAGAUGAGAUGCUGAGUUUAGUAGACAGUGAACCUGCCCUGAUUAAAGACAGUAAGUGGGUAGUGCAGAAGUACUUGGAGCGCCCUCUGCUGGUUCAUGGCACUAAAUUCGAUCUCCGUCAGUGGUUCUUGGUCACGGACUGGAACCCUCUCACAGUCUGGUUCUAUGAUGAGUGUUACCUGCGUUUCUCCACUCAGCCCUACUCCACUCACAGGCUGGACAGCUCUGUCCAUCUCUGCAACAACUCCAUCCAGAAGCAUUUCCGUCCGAGUGCAGGCCGUGACCCGUCUCUGCCUGCUGAAAACAUGUGGUCGUGUGCUGAGUUCCGUUCCUGGCUGGCCUCCUCAGGCCGUGGCCGGCUGUGGGAGGAGGUGGUGCUUCCAGGCAUGAGACUAGCAGUGAUCCAGACACUGCUGACUGCACAGGACAGUGUGGAGCCUCGCAAGGCCAGCUUUGAGCUCUACGGGGCAGACUUCAUUCUGGGGCGUGACCUGCAUCCUUGGCUGCUGGAGGUCAAUGUCAGCCCCACCAUGGCCUCCUCCACAGCCAUCACUGCCCGACUCUGUCCUGCUGUGCAGGAGGACACACUGCGUGUGGUGCUGGACCGACGCUAUGAUCGCAACGCACACACUGGAGGCUUUCAGCUCAUUUACAAACAGGCAGCAGUAGAGGUUCCUCAGUAUAUCGGUGUUAACCUUCUAGUGGAGGGGGCUCAGAUCAGACGUCAUCGGGCCUCUCCCUGUAAAACAUUCAUCCGCUCUCAUUGUGAACCAUUACACAAAUCCAGGCCUGCUCUGCCAGUCAGUGAAUGCUCCUCUGAUAAGGAGAACCAGUCUAAUGAGGUAAAGAGGACUUGGCCCAAUGUUUCUCGAAAGUUCACAAUAGAGCGUUCUUCAACCUGUCAGCCUUUGCUGGAGAAAAGACGGCGCAGACGCGCUUUGCCCUCAGCAUCCUGCCCUCUGCCAAACCUUUCAGACCGUCAUCACCUUCAAACUUCAUAUGCACGUCUACACGCAUACACUGAGCUGGCACACACCCGCCCUCACAGGACACGCAGAAAUGUGCUGUCUCUUAACCAUCUCAGUCCUUCUCUGGAGAUAAUCAGUAUACGACCAGAGCUAAAGUACAGCCAGAGCACACACGCUCCCACUCGCACUGCUCAUGUCUCUCACCCAACCCUACGCAUGCACCGGUACCUUUCACCAAUCAACACACAAACACCUAUAAAGUAGGAGGACUUUGGACCACCUGAGCCAAGAAACUAAGUUGACUGUUAACAGUGUAAAUCUCUGAUCUCACAAUGAUUUGAUCUAAUUAAAUUAUGAUUCUUUAGAAAACAAUUCAGUGCAUUAGCACUGUUUGAUUGAGUUGAAGUUGAUUAUUUUGAAACUUAUAUUUAUAGAUUUGUCUGGCACUCUUAUCCAGAGUGGCUUUAAAUUCCCAGGCUUAUUACACAUGAAGGCUUAUUAUUCAGUAACUACAGGGACUUCAAUGCAAACUGGUUGAACCAGUCUUAGGUUAUUGAAAUGGGUAAUAAAAUUUUAGAACCAUUGACAGGCCCUAGCCAUGUAAAGCGUUCAUUUGAUCAUGUUAUAGAGGUCAGCGAAUUUUAGGAGUUUUGCACAAGGACUCUCACUGGAAUAGUGUAGUGCUCAGGUAGGGGAUCGAACCCCAGUCUACCAUGUGUAGGGGCAGCACAAGGCUAAGCGAAUCUCUAAAUGCUUCAGGAUACAAGCCUCAUGUAUCAGACAUGAAUGCCUUACUUACAUCGACAGCUUAGAUGGAAGUCAAACACAGUCCCUUCAUAUUAAAAAGGUAAUAUUUUGGUAGUUACCCACAAGUGACCCACCUGAUUCAGAAUUAUUGGUACCACUUUACUGUAGGACUGUCCUUGUAAUAUGUAUUAUUUACGUUAUAAACACCUUAGUAGUCAUUAAUAAGCAGUUAUAACACAAAUGAAAAGGCAGCAGUGACAUGUUAUAUCUGCCAGACAUGAAUACCUGUUGAAGCUGGCAGAUUUAAUGUUAACUGAUGGAGACGACAAAGUAAGAGAAGUAGCCUGCACAUUCGGAGGUUCAACAGUAUAGAUGAAUGCAGGCUCACUAUUUGGCUAACAGGUCACUGAUCAUUUUAUUUAUGUAUUAAUGUUUUAUUACUGUUUAAUGGUGAUUUUUAAGGCAUUGUGACCCAAUUCAUAACCAUUAAUAAGCUAUUUAUAAGGGUAGUCUUAUAAAAAUGGUAACAAAUUAUUUGGACAAAUGUGCUGAAUACAAAAUGCA